Molecule: messenger RNA, 1023 nt
Organism: Annulohypoxylon maeteangense
Lineage: Eukaryota; Fungi; Ascomycota; Sordariomycetes; Xylariales; Hypoxylaceae
Exons: 2
Coding region: 83-889 (268 amino acids)
Biological process (GO): rRNA processing
Cellular component (GO): preribosome, large subunit precursor; nucleus; preribosome, small subunit precursor
Source: RefSeq, a predicted model, not a curated record
GAAGAAUGCAAAACAACUCCCACGAACACAUUGCUCAUACGGGUUUGUCGAUAACAGAUACACUUAUACUAUUUCUUCCACAAUGGCAACCGACGAAAGGAAUAUGCCUUUCAUUAAACAUCUAGCGUCUAGCGAUCGCAAAAUUCGUACUUCCGCACUUGACACUCUUCGCACGUUCUUGACAGCGCCGACGACUGCUCGAAAACUGACGGAAUUGGACUACCUGAAGCUAUGGAAAGGUCUUUUCUACAGUGUUUGGAUGUGUGAUCGCCCCAUACCUCAACAGAACUUAUGCGCCGAGCUUGCCGAACUCUUAUCUGUACUGCCCACCCCAACCGACGACGAGUGUGUUGUUGUUAUCCCGUUCCUCCGCGCUUUCUGGACUACGCUGUCCCGAGAAUGGACAGCCAUUGAUGUUCUACGCAUGGAAAAGUAUUUGCUGUUAGUGCGCCGUGUAUUUGGUGCAAGUCUUGCCUGGGCGGGAGAUGGAAGGAAGGGUAAGAAAAGCCAGGAGUGGACAGGUACGCGCGUCAAUCGAAUGCUUCGAUUAUUGGAGGAAUGGCCACUCGAGAAAACGGGUGAUCUGGCUAAAGUCCCGGUUGGCUUGCGAUUGCAUGUCCUGGAUAUUUGGGUCGACGAGGCAGAGAAGCUCGAACUGCUAACGGGAGAAAGCGAUGCGAGCUUAGCGGAUUCUGCUGAUUUUCUAGCUAAGCUGCGCCGCAUCGUCGAGGCGCAAUCUAAGUCUACUUGCAAACCCGUCCGAGAUCGGGCUAAAGAAUCUUUGGCUGACGAUAGGUUGCCAUGGAAUAAAGUCAGUUCGUCAGAUGAAGAAGAGACGGCCGAAGGCGGAGGGAAUGACCAGGAUGGCUGGGGAGGAUUCGACGACUAAAAUACCGGGUAAAUUAGGUAGACAUCAUUCAAGUUAUCUGGUAGGACCUGGAGUUUGGGCGUUUAUUCGGAUGGGUAUAUCCAGGUUUCAAGGACAUUGCUUCCGGGAUGGUUCUGAAAUACGCUCGAAGGCCU